CCGUCCUUAUUUUCACAAUCGCCGGCGUCUCCUCCUUCUCUGUUUCUGGUUGUGACGGCUGUGUCCAUCAAACCAGAGUCUCUUACUUCUCUAACGCUUCUGCCCUCCUCUCUGGUGCUUGUGGGUAUGGGUCGAUGGCCGUUGGUUUAUACGACGGCGGACGAAUUGCUGCGGCGGUGCCAGCCCUCUUUAAGGACGGGGCCGGUUGUGGCGCCUGUUAUCAGAUGAGUUGCAAAGACCCAAGCAUGUGCAAAAAAGAAGGGACGACGGUGAUGGUCACCGAUCUUAACACAAACAACCAAACAGAUUUCGUGAUCAGCAGCAGAGCUUUCAUGGCCAUGGCUAAACAGGGCAAUGAACAACACCUUCUUAAGCUUGGCAUUCUCGAAGUCGACUAUAAAAGGGUGGCUUGUGAUUAUUAUAAGAACAAGAAUUUGGCAAUCCGUGUGGAAGAAUCAAGCCAAAAGCACAAUAAUUACCUAGCGAUUAAGUUCCUUUAUCAGGCUGGCCAGACUGAAAUUGUAUCUGUUGACGUGGCUCAGGUGGGGGAGUCGUCUAGUUGGAGCUUUAUGACCCGCAAACAUAGUGCUGUCUGGGAGACUAGUCAAGCGCCAAGCGGGGCAUUGCAAUUCCGGUUGGUGGUAACGGCGGGAUACGACGGCAAGUGGUAUUGGGCAAAGAAGGUGUUACCGUCAAAUUGGCAAAAUGGGGUGACCUAUGAUUCCGGAUUACAGAUCACUGACACCGCCCAAGAGGCUGGUUGUUCUCCAUGCGACGCCAGCCCUGCCACCGCCGCCUUUGUACAAAAUUGACCCUAAUUAAGCAACCUGUCUCCAUAGCUAACUUACCAUGCCACGCACCCUAGAUUAAAUUGUACCUUUUGUUUUUUUUUUUGAAUUAUACCAUUGCAUUCUGGUGUAUAGUUGGUAGAUUGAGCUGUAUUAAAUAUACUUAUUACGAAGUAUAUUAUACGGUUGUAAAGUUCUAAUUCAUAUCUUCCAUCCAAUAAACUGAUCCACAUGGAGAUCAUAUCAGAAAAAUAUGAAUAAAACUGGUAACGUUUCUCAUUAAUAAAGCUUCUAACUUUCGACGAUUUACAAGUAAAA
Molecule: messenger RNA, 1106 nt
Organism: Cuscuta europaea
Lineage: Eukaryota; Viridiplantae; Streptophyta; Magnoliopsida; Solanales; Convolvulaceae
Source: the annotation of a GenBank genome assembly